ACCCACGGUUCUAUAGGAUCCUCUUUUAUAUGACCCGAACAAUAGUAUACUUUAUCCUUACAAUACAAAGAAAUAUUAAUGGGGCCUCCGGCUAGGUUGACCAGCCCCAUAUAUAUGUGCUUAAAUAAUAAAUUUUAUUUUCAGUCAACACCAAAUCAACCAUCAGUUGUUACUAAAUCAGCAUCUACUGUAGCUUCUAAUGAUUAUACCAUUCCUGCAAUAGAAAAAUCUCUUUUAGAAAUGGAUCUUGAAGCUUUCCUUGGUUCAACUUCAGCAUCAACAAAUGUUCUCGUAGCACCAGUAAAAAAUAAUAUUUUUACUGAUUUACAUGGAUUAGAAUCUUUGAAUUCAACAUCAUCAAAUGUUGUUUAUACAAGACAAUAUGAUUGUUUAAAUCGUAUUACUGGUCAAGGUUUACAAAUUCAAUAUCGUUUUCCACGUACACCAUUUCGACAAUCACCAACUAUGGUACAUGUUGAAUUAAUAUUUACAAAUACAACAACAAAUAAAGAUAUUCAUUCGAUAAAAUAUUUUAAAUCGAAAUCAAAUAUGAAUAUUCAAGGAUUUGAUCAAAUUGAUACAUUACCAAGUGGUAUAUCAAUAGUAACAUCAAUUGGUAUUGAUUUUAAUGAUAAAACUCAAUCAGCAUUAUUUGAUAUAUUAUAUGAUGAUAAUUUAAUACCAACAUCAUUAACAAUAUUAUGUCAUGUUGGAGAACUUAUUGAACAAAAAUUUUUAAAUGAUCAACAAUUUAAUCAAAAUUUAGUUCGUCUUCGUGGUAUGAAUGAAAUAAUAGAUAAUGUAAAUGUUAAUGAAGUACAAAUAUCGAAAUUAAAUUUUAAUACAAUUCAAGCUAAAGUUCUUCAAUGUGCAAAUAUGGUUUCAGUACCAUCAAGUUCAGGAGAUUGUUUCGGUAAGAAAACAUUUUUUUUUCCUAAUCUAUUGACACUUCGAAGUAUUGUGUGUUGACUGAACAUAUUUCAAAAGUUUAUGUAUAAUUAUCAAAGUCGAAAAAUUGACACAUAAUUUCGCUGUUUUUGAAAAAUAGUUAAAAAACUACUUUCGUGUCUCAACCAUAAUACUUCCUAUCCAGAGUUUGUGUGUAUGUACUCCUCUGUUAUUUUAAAUAGCUUUUGAUAAGAACGUUGUAGAGACUUGUAGUUUUUACUACUCACUAAAUUUUCUAACAACGAUUUUCUACAAUUAUUUCUCUUGGGUUUUUAAAUUUUUUAUUAUAAUUAUUUAAUAGAAAAAAAAAAAAAGUCUUCUCUCAGCAAAGCGAUUUUCGCAAGAUCAUAAAAGAGCUUGGCGCAAGACUAAUGCAUUAUGCUAGGUCGAAGAGUAAUUUUUAGUUUGAAAGUGAAUUGACAUUAUUUUCCGAAAUUCUAAAAACAUCCGGUUUAUAUAAUGUGAAGUUCAAAAGAAAUAUUACCUUUUAACUCAGCAUGAUGAACUAGGUUUGUUCGGAUCUGUUUUAUGAUCUUUCUAAGAACAUACAGUGGCUCCAAAAAUUAUUCAUACAGAUGUAAUAUCGACUUUUUUCCGGAAUGGUAAGUCACAUCAAGAAUCCAAAUAGUGAUUUGGAUAGAGAAAAUUGUUUCCAACAAAGAUCCCAGAAAGAUGAUAUUCUUAUAUUAUUCCCUAAAACCAGGAUCUCUAGAAAACUAAAAGCCUAUUUUUUCAGCACCCAGACCCCAAAAAUAAUAGUUUAUUCUUAUUGCAUAAGAUGAUAGAGCAACGAAUUCUCUACAAAAUGAGACGUCUCCGAGGUCUCCCCGACAAUUUUUUCCUGAACUGCACACGU
This is a messenger RNA of Rotaria sp. Silwood2, 1804 nucleotides long. Lineage: Eukaryota; Metazoa; Rotifera; Eurotatoria; Philodinida; Philodinidae. The record is from the annotation of a GenBank genome assembly.